Molecule: messenger RNA, 672 nt
Organism: Mercenaria mercenaria
Lineage: Eukaryota; Metazoa; Mollusca; Bivalvia; Venerida; Veneridae
Exons: 1
Coding region: 1-672 (223 amino acids)
Source: RefSeq, a predicted model, not a curated record
AUGGAAACCAGUAAAGCCUUUGACUCGCAGAUCUCCGACGACCUACAGACUAAACAAAAUGAACUCGAAAAAUCUUUAAAGGCUGAGCGUGAUAGGGUUUCCAAAUUACAACAGGAUAUCAAUUCAUUAAAAUCGGUAUCUGAGGAUGUGACAUAUCUUAAGUCUCGAUCAAUGAGAGACAAUCUUUUGUUUUUUGGCUUCGAUGAGUGCAAAACGCCACAGGAAAGAAACGCUGAGAACUGCACCGAUCUUAUACUGGACUAUUGCAAAGAAACGCUGAAAAUUCCGGAUGCGCAGGCAGCAAUAAAAAUUGAACGCGCACACCGUUUAGGCUAUAGGUAUGAUAGAAAUAAAACUAGGCCGAUUGUAGUAAAAUUCAAUCACUACCCGGAUAAAGUGUUGGUUAAACAAAAGGCCCAUGAAGCACUACAAUCGUUUCUUAGUGCUAAAAAUGCAAGCAGUAAUCAAACGGGAGCCUCCGCAUCGCCAACUCGUCCGAAGAUUCGCGUGAGUGAAAAAUUUCCUAAAAUAAUCCAAGACCGACGCAAGGCGCUGAUUCCUAUAUUAGUGAAAGCCAAAGAGGGUGGCAAAAAAGCGUACUUGUCAUACGACAAAUUAUACAUUAACACAAUGUACACAGUGGAAAAUGUUGCAAGUGCAGGGUACAGUUAG